Molecule: messenger RNA, 2033 nt
Organism: Motacilla alba alba
Lineage: Eukaryota; Metazoa; Chordata; Aves; Passeriformes; Motacillidae
Gene: MOCS3
Product: molybdenum cofactor synthesis 3
Exons: 1
Coding region: 41-1624 (527 amino acids)
Biological process (GO): tRNA wobble position uridine thiolation; protein urmylation
Cellular component (GO): cytoplasm; cytosol
Molecular function (GO): thiosulfate-cyanide sulfurtransferase activity; URM1 activating enzyme activity; adenylyltransferase activity
Source: RefSeq, a predicted model, not a curated record
GCGCCGGAAGCGGCGGGGCCGGCGGGCGGCGCGGGCGGCCAUGGCGGGGGCGGCGGCGGCGCGGCUGCGGGCCGAGAUCCGCCGGCGGGAGCGCGAGCUGCGCGGGCUGCGGGAGCGCCUGGCGGCCGAGCUGGCGCGGGGGGACGCGGCCGAGCGGGAGGAGGACGGGGAGCGGGAGCGGGACGAGGCGGCCUGCGGGGCGCGGCAGCCCUCGGCGGCCGAGCCGGCGCGGGGGGACGCCGAGGAUGAGGAUGGAGCGCGCGGGCUGCGGGAGCGCCCGGCGGCCGAGCUGGCGCGGGGGGACUCGGGGGACGCCGACGAGGAGGAUGAGGACGGUGACGAGGAGGAGGACGAGGGAGCCCUCGGCUUCCCCGCGGAGCUGCCGCCGCUGCCGGCGCGGUCGGCGCUGAGCGCGGCCGAGAUCCUGCGCUACAGCCGGCAGCUGGUGCUGCCCGAGCUGGGCGUGCGGGGCCAGCUGCGCCUGGCGCGCAGCUCCGUGCUCGUGGUGGGCUGCGGCGGGCUGGGCUGUCCGCUGGCGCAGUACCUGGCGGCGGCCGGCGUGGGCCGCCUGGGGCUGGUGGAUCACGACGUGGUGGAGACGAGCAACCUGCAGCGGCAGGUGCUGCACGGCGAGGCGCGGCGCGGCCGGCCCAAGGCGCGCUCGGCGGCCGCGGCGCUGCGGCGGCUGAACUCGGCCGUGCAGUACGUGCCCUACCGCGGGGCGCUGCGGCCGCGCUCCGCGCUGCGCCUCGUCCGCCAGUACGACAUCGUGGCCGACUGCUCCGACAACGUCCCCACCCGCUACCUGGUGAGCGACGCCUGCGUGCUGGCCGGCAAGCCGCUGGUGUCCGGCAGCGCCCUGCGCCUCGAGGGGCAGCUCGUGGUGUACAACCACCGCGGCGGACCCUGCUACCGCUGCCUGUUCCCCGAGCCGCCGCCGCCCGACACCGUCACCAACUGCGCCGACGGCGGCGUGCUCGGCGUGGUCACCGGCAUCAUCGGCUGCCUGCAGGCGCUGGAGGUGCUGAAGAUCGCCUCGGGCAUGGGCUCCUCCUUCAGCGGGUACAUGCUGAUGUUCGACGCCCUCGAGGGGAGAUUCCGCAACAUCAAGCUGCGGCCGAAGAAAGCGGACUGCGCCGUGUGCGGCGACAACCCCAGCGUCACCUGCCUGCAGGAUUACGAGGCGUUCUGCGGCUCCUCUGCCACGGACAAGUGCCGGGCCCUGCAGCUGCUGCCCGGCGCCGACAGGAUCUCCGUGCAGCGCUACAAGGAGCUGCUGGACGCGCGGGUCCCGCACGUGCUGCUGGACGUGCGGCCGCCGGUGGAGGCGGAGAUCUGCCGCCUGCCGCACGCCCUGCACAUCCCGCUCCGCAGCCUGCAGGAGGGAGAGCACGAGUCUCUGCGGCGUUUGCAAAGAAGAAUUGGCGAAGAAAAGCAGAGAACUGAUGACCAAACCCCUCUCCCUGUAUAUGUGGUUUGCAAGUUAGGAAAUGAUUCCCAGAAGGCUGUAAAAAUUCUGCAGGAGUUACCUGCCGAAGAAUUCGGUUCCGUGUUAGUUAAGGAUAUUAAAGGGGGGCUCAUGGCUUGGGCCGCUAAAAUUGACUCAACGUUUCCUCAGUACUAGAAUUUUAAAUGGUGAAAAAAAUCACAUAUUUUCAGAGUAAGUUCUGUAGGGUUCCCUCUCCUCUGUGUAAUGGCUAUAUCACGUGGGAAAACCAGACAGAAAUACCAUACUGCUUUUUUAUGUUACCUUUUUUCCCAACAAAAAUGCUUAUUUUUGUAGCUCUCUGAUUAUUUUUAUAAAAAUGUAAAUCUGUCCAUGAAAGUGAGAAGAAAUGUGUUCCUUGGUUAUGGUUUAAUAGUAAAAACUUGGCAUAACUACUGACUUGUGCACGUGAUGAUUGAGAAUAUCCUAAUUAGCAACUGUAACCUGGAAAACGACAAAAUACAGGAAUCAUUACUCAGUCUCUGAACUGCCUAACAAAUUGCAACAGUGCAUGAAAUGAAUAAAAAAUAAUUACUGUUAAUCUCUA